AUUAAAAAAUUUUGUAAAAGAAAUAAAAAAUGUUCCCACUUGUUCUUGCUUUCAUUAGAUAACCUACGUCCCACCAACAACAACAACGAAAAGAAUAAUCUUUCUUCCAUUUUCUGAAAACCCAUAAAGCAAAACGAAAAGGGUUGUCUUUGAUUUCAAUUGGGUAUAAAAAAAAAGUUGAAUUUGGAAGAAAGAGAAGAAAAAGGUGAUAGCUUUAUUUUGAGGGUUUUGGGUUUUUUUUUUUGGCAAUGGGGGAUUUGGAGAAGCAACAAGAGAAGGUGAUGGUGUUGGAAGAAGGAAGAAAAGAGGAAGAAGAAGGUGGUGGAGAAAAGGAGAGGCUUUUGGAAGGUAUGGCUGUUUUGGAUUUUGAUAUGCUUUGUUCAUCUGUUGCUUUACAAACUGCUAAUGGAAGUUGGGGGAAGCUUGGUGGAACAAGUUUUGGAAAUGAUGAACAACGUAGUGAAGAGUUUGGUGGUGUUUUGAGGAUGUGGGAGGGUGAACUUCUUGAUUGUUUCGAACACCGGAGAAUCGCUGUUGAAUCUGCAUGUUGUCCCUGCUACCGAUUUGGGAAGAACAUGAAGCGAGCUGGUCUUGGUUCUUGCUAUAUUCAGGCAUUUGUAUAUUUUCUUCUUGCCAUCUGUGCUCUUUUCAACUUCAUAGCCUUUAUCGUCACGAGACAUCACUACUUUCUGUACCUGGGAGUCACCUUCGUCGUUACUGGUGGAGCAUAUUUAGGAUUCUAUCGAACUCGCAUGCGAAAGAAAUUCAACAUCAAGGGUAGCGAUAGUUCGGUGGAUGAUUGUGUUUACCAUUUUGUCUGUCCUUGUUGUACAUUGUGUCAGGAGUCAAGAACACUGGAGAUUAACAACGUUCAAGACGGCACUUGGCACGGUCGGGGUGAUACCAUAUGCAUAGGUGGCAUUAGGAAUGGGAAUAAACCACUCGCCGAGUUGAUCCCUCCCACUAUUGAGUCUAUCAAGCUUACCGAUGAAAAUUACACCCUAUAGAUGAAAUAGACAUAUAGUAUCAUCAAUGAAUCUUGAAUCAAGGUAGUGAAAAAAGUUUUGAAACAAUGGUUCUUCAUCUGAAAUGUAUCCCCAGUUUCUGCACUACAUAUUUGAUUUCAAAGUUCUAUCAAAUUUCAUGAAGCCAAAAGAGAAUGUAAUGAAGGCUCUAACAAACACCGAUUAUGCCAGGACUAAGAGUUAGUGGCAUUCAUGAGAAACAAGUGAUGUUUUUAUUGGAGAAUAAGUCUCACAUCGCUUGGAGCAAAGAGACUUGUAUAAGUUGAGAAUGUUCGAGUUCAAAUUGUUUCGACAAGUUAGACUCAAACAUUUCAAGCUUAUAUAUACUUCGUUUUUCUUUGUUCAAAGCCGACUUAUUCUCAAUUUUUAGACGGAGAACGAUGUUGCUUUUAAAAUUACCACCCCAUGAUGUUAGUUUGCAAAAUGUGCAUAUAGAGUAUGUCAUUCUAAACCGAUGGGGUCUUAUUUUUACCAACCCUGUAAUAUAUAGUUUGACUAGUGUCAUAGUGUUGCAAAAAUCCCAUCUUAAUUAUUGUAAUCAAAACAUACAAGUGUUGUAUUAACAAGCUUGGCUUAAUUAUAGGAAAUAUAACCUAUUUCCUUGGCAUUUGUAUUAACAAGUUUAAGCUGAACUAAGUUUAAACUUUUAGCUUAUUGAGUUGGUAAUGAGUCAAGCAUAACUUAGUGGUGUU
Molecule: messenger RNA, 1717 nt
Organism: Trifolium pratense (red clover)
Lineage: Eukaryota; Viridiplantae; Streptophyta; Magnoliopsida; Fabales; Fabaceae
Product: protein PLANT CADMIUM RESISTANCE 12-like
Exons: 5
Coding region: 249-1007 (252 amino acids)
Source: RefSeq, a predicted model, not a curated record